CGGUUCUCCACUAGCUAGGUAUCGUCCUUGAUCAAGCAUCUGGUUUCUCUUGACUCAGGUUUCUCACCCCUAAAAUGAUGUGGCUCAGAGCUUCUUGGUUUCCAGGAAUGAUGGUUGGCGAUGUGAAUGCCACACAAGAUAAACCACCUCUGGAGCAGAACUUGGAAAUCCAACUGAUGUAGAGCCCGUCUGUGGCUGUGUCAAAACAAGGACCUCAACACCUUGAGGGCGGUGAGACUGUUGUGGUUGGUGCGAGCUAGCCCUGCGCUCUACAACGGACUAAAAUGAUUGGCAUGAUUCCAGUGACCGAGUUUCGGCAGUUCUCCGAGCAGCAGCCCGCCUUCCGGGUGCUGAAGCCAUGGUGGGAUGUGUUCACAGAUUACCUCUCGGUGGCCAUGCUGAUGAUCGGAGUGUUUGGAUGUACAUUACAGGUCAUGCAAGACAGGAUCAUCUGCCUUCCGAAAAGAGUGCAGCCUGAUCAGAACCACUCUUCCCUUUCCAAUGUCUCUCAGGCAGUUAUCAGUACCACGCCACUGCCUCCACCUAAGCCCUCUCCCACCAACCCCGCCACGGUGGAGAUGAAAGGCCUGAAGACAGACCUGGACCUUCAACAGUACAGUUUCAUCAACCAGAUAUGUUACGAGCGAGCCCUCCACUGGUAUGCCAAGUACUUCCCGUACCUUGUGCUCAUCCACACCCUGGUCUUCAUGCUCUGCAGCAACUUUUGGUUCAAAUUCCCUGGUUCCAGUUCCAAGAUAGAACAUUUCGUCUCCAUCCUGGGGAAGUGCUUUGACUCCCCGUGGACUACACGGGCACUCUCCGAAGUGUCUGGGGAGGACUCGGAAGAGAAAGAUAACAGGAAGAACAACAUGAACAGGCCCAACACCAUCCAGUCCGGUCCUGAAGGCAAUCUGGUCAACGCCCAGUCUCUCAAGUCAAUUCCUGAGAAGUUUGUGGUUGACAAAUCCACGGCAGGAGCUCUGGACAAAAAGGAAGGGGAGCAGGCGAAGGCCUUGUUUGAGAAGGUGAAGAAGUUCAGGCUGCACGUGGAGGAAGGUGACAUCCUGUACGCCAUGUACGUCCGGCAGACCGUGCUUAAGGUUAUCAAGUUCCUAAUCAUCAUUGCGUAUAACAGCGCUCUGGUUUCCAAAGUCCAGUUUACAGUGGACUGUAACGUGGACAUCCAGGACAUGACGGGCUAUAAAAACUUUUCUUGCAACCACACCAUGGCUCAUUUGUUCUCUAAACUAUCCUUCUGUUACCUGUGCUUCGUGAGCAUCUAUGGCUUUACGUGCCUUUAUACCUUGUACUGGCUCUUCUACCGUUCUCUGAAGGAAUAUUCUUUCGAGUACGUCCGGCAGGAAACUGGAAUCGAUGACAUUCCGGAUGUGAAGAAUGACUUUGCCUUUAUGCUCCACAUGAUAGACCAAUACGACCCUCUCUAUUCCAAGAGGUUUGCAGUGUUCCUGUCUGAAGUCAGCGAGAACAAAUUAAAGCAACUCAAUUUAAAUAAUGAGUGGACCCCUGACAAACUGAGGCAGAAGCUGCAGAUGAAUGCCCACAACCGCCUGGAGCUGCCUCUGAUCAUGCUGUCCGGCCUUCCAGACACCGUGUUUGAGAUCACAGAGCUGCAGUCUCUGAAGCUGGAGAUCAUUAAGAACGUCAUGAUACCCGCCACCAUCGCCCAGCUAGACAACCUCCAGGAGCUCUCUCUGCACCAGUGCUCUGUCAAAAUCCACAGCGCAGCGCUCUCUUUCCUGAAGGAAAACCUCAAAGUCCUGAGCGUCAAGUUUGAUGACAUGAGGGAGCUGCCGCCCUGGAUGUACGGCCUCCGAAAUCUGGAAGAGCUCUACCUGGUUGGUUCUCUGAGUCACGACAUCUCCAAAAAUGUCACCCUGGAGUCUCUGCGGGAUCUCAAAAGCCUUAAAAUCCUCUCCCUCAAGAGCAACGUCUCCAAAAUCCCUCAGGCCGUGGCGGACGUGUCCAGUCACCUCCAGAAGAUGUGCAUCCACAAUGACGGCACCAAGCUGGUGAUGCUGAACAACCUGAAGAAGCUGGUCAACCUGACAGAGCUGGAGCUGGUGCACUGUGACCUGGAGCGCAUUCCCCACGCCGUGUUCAGCCUCCUCAGCCUCCAGGAACUGGACCUGAAGGAAAAUAACCUGAAGUCAAUAGAAGAAAUCGUGAGCUUCCAGCACUUGAGAAAGCUCACCGUACUCAAACUGUGGUACAACAGCAUCACGUACAUCCCAGAGCACAUCAAGAAACUGACCAGCCUGGAGCGACUGUACUUCAGCCACAAUAAGGUAGAGGUGUUACCCUCCCACCUCUUCCUAUGCAACAAAAUCCGAUACCUGGAUUUGUCCUACAAUGACAUUCGCUUCAUCCCGCCCGAAAUCGGAGUUCUGCAAAGUUUACACUAUUUUUCCAUCACUUGUAACAAAGUCGAAAGCCUUCCAGACGAACUCUACUUUUGCAAGAAACUUAAAACUUUGAAGAUUGGGAAAAACAGCCUCUCCGUACUUUCACCAAAAAUUGGAAAUUUACUAUUUCUUUCCUACCUAGACAUCAAAGGCAAUCACUUUGAAGUCCUCCCUCCUGAGCUGGGAGACUGCCGGGCUCUGAAGCGAGCUGGGUUAGUUGUGGAAGAGGCUCUGUUUGAGACCCUGCCCUCAGAUGUCCGGGAGCAAAUGAAAGCAGAGUAGCUGAUUUCUCAUCAAAACGUGACUGAAAUACGCUUCUACCAAAUACAGUAUAAAGAGUUAGGUCAUCCUAAUGCCUUUCCUAUAUUAUUUUUGGGUUUUUUUUUUUU
Messenger RNA from Peromyscus eremicus (cactus mouse), 2812 nucleotides. RefSeq names its product leucine rich repeat containing 8 VRAC subunit C (gene Lrrc8c). Gene Ontology annotation, molecular function: protein binding. The record is from RefSeq and is a predicted model, not a curated record. Bases 285 to 2705 code for a protein of 806 amino acids. The transcript has 4 exons. NCBI's taxonomy places the organism in Eukaryota, Metazoa, Chordata, Mammalia, Rodentia, Cricetidae.